Messenger RNA from Lotus japonicus, 1553 nucleotides. Its product is annotated as putative FBD-associated F-box protein At5g56690. Bases 171 to 1553 code for a protein of 460 amino acids. Gene Ontology annotation, molecular function: protein binding. Lineage: Eukaryota; Viridiplantae; Streptophyta; Magnoliopsida; Fabales; Fabaceae. The transcript has 5 exons. The record is from RefSeq and is a predicted model, not a curated record.
UGUUAUUUCCUAUAACUUUUUUCGUAGGCUAGUUCCUUGCAUAGCUCACUCAGUCUCUGAAGCUAUUCACCAUCACCCUUUUCUCCAUUUGUUCUUUCUCGUUUUUCACAGUAUUGAGCUCUUUCGUUUCGUAGUCCUCGUCGACACCAACACUGGUACUUGUUAUCAACAUGGAAUCCCACAAGAAGCGUAAAUCCAGUAAGGGUCAAGACAUGAUAAGUAACCUCCCUGACUUCAUUAUUGGUCGCAUUCUUUCUUUUCUCCCUACCAAAUAUGCAGUCCGUACAAGUGUUUUAUCCAAGAAUUGGACAUACAAAUGGACAUUCAUCACCAAUCUGAACUUUAGAGAUAGAGUGGGUUAUUCUUCCAAAAUAGUUAGAAAAAUUGUCUUCUUGAGCUUUGUGUACAGAGUACUACUUCAUCUCAAUAGUUCAAGCAUCCAGAGUUUCUCACUUGAUUUAUUUGGGAAGUACGAAUCUUUGCAUGUGGAUCAGUGGAUAUCUGCUGUUGUAAGCCGGAGAGUGAAAAAGCUUUGGAUCAAGCUUUACCUUAUUUCAAACAAGGAUCAAGCUUUACCCUCGCAUUUCCUUCUGAGAUACAGGUCUUUAGAGGAACUGGUGCUAAAGGUGGAACGUUGUGAUAUUAAAGUUCCCACCUCUGCUCUUUUUCCAUCCCUCACCCUCCUGAAGUUGUCUGGAAUCCAGUUUAUUGGUGGCCCUUCUAAUGAAUCUGGAAAUGUUCAACUUGAUUUCCCAGUUCUGAGAACUUAUAAGACAGAUGAGUGCACUUGGUCAUCAAGCUUAAAGUGUGUCACUUUAGAAGCACCUCUGCUUAAAGUGGUUUCUAUAGAGAACUUUAGACGUCGGUCUGCAUCUAAUAAUUCAUAUACUGUCCUAAAGUUUUGUGUUUCAAGUCUUGCAGAAUUCACUUAUAAAGGUUAUCUACUACCGGAAACUAUUGUGUUUGAUCUAUCUGCAGCACAUAUUGCUUCUGCUAAGAUUGAAGUUGAUAUAUAUGAGGAGGAGAUUAGUGUGCAAGAAAAUGUGGCUCUUUCUAGUAAGCUUCUGAAGCAAUUUCAUAAUGUAGAAUUUUUGAAGUUUGGGAAGUCAGAGAAGAAGGGGUGGCUAGCAAAAGAUUCAUUGAAAGAUCUUCCUUCAUUUGAAAUGUUAAGUCAUGUGAAGCUAAGAAAUGUUAUUGGUGAAACUCUUUUGGCCUUACUUUUCAAGACACCAAAUCUAAAGACUCUUAUUUUCCAGGUAUUUCCGCAGUUAGCAAAAGAUUCCCUGGCAGAUCUCCCUACAUUUAAAAGGUUAAGUCAGCUGAAUCUGGGAAAGGUUACUGGUGAAAUUCUCUUGGCAUUACUUCCAAGAACACCAAAUCUGAAGGCUCUUAUUUUUGUGGAACUACUCCAAUUUGACCAAGAACAGCUGAAUUAUGACUGUGUGCCCGAUUGUUUUUCAACUACUCUUCAGGUGGUAAAGUAUUUGAGUUUUGAUGGUUUUGAGCAUGAGUUAAGUUUUGCUAAAUUUGUGAUGGAAAAUGUUGUUGCUUAG